This is a messenger RNA of Notodromas monacha, 1077 nucleotides long. The record is from the annotation of a GenBank genome assembly. Lineage: Eukaryota; Metazoa; Arthropoda; Ostracoda; Podocopida; Cyprididae.
AUGAGCACGGGCAAUGCCGACUCACAGCAGCACACUUUCCGAAGGAACCGAGGAUACGGGUCCUGGUGCACAGAAACUAAGGACUGUUACAUCGAUGACGGGCAUGCGCCGGCAGAUCGCAAGAAAGACUCAGGAUUGGUGUGCGAUCGAUACAAACUCUGUCGAUGCAAAAACGCUCGGCCGUAUUGGAAUGGUACCUCGUGUUCCACAUCCCCUUGCUACAGUGACGGCGACUGCAGUUACGGACACAUAUGCUUUCAAUUCGGACGUACGUGCAUCAAGAAGGCCGACAAGCGGGCAGCCGAGGAAAGCAUCAAUUGGAUUGCCGCGAACAUGGAAUCUCUAUUGAAGAUGCACGGACUGAAUGGAAGCCACGAAAGUCCUACACGAACGCAAACAAGGGCAUCUCGUCGAGAAUUCGAUCUCUACUCAAUAUACUUCGUGUUGGGCUUCGUCGUUGUACUCCUCAUUGUGGUAAUGGCAGCUCGAGUGUACUCAACUCGACCGCGUAACCACGAUCCCGUCACCAUCAACAGCACAUCACGCGCUGCCCGCGAACUUCCAGGAAGGAAUUUUAUACCAGAAUCUCGCCUCCUUGGGAGAGAAGUACGCGAUUCCGACAGCUCAUCAGCAUUCAUAAGGGAAUUGCUCGACGAAUGCCAAAGACAAUUAGUCGACGACCGCGCAGCAGCCGGGGCCAAACGCACAGUAUCUGGUGAACUGCCUUCUUAUGAUGAAGCCACUGCACCACCUACAUAUAACAACGCGGUUCAAGGACUCGACGAAUCGACCAAUUGCGAUGUUCAGCCAGCUCGCCACAAAGACAAUUGAAUGAGGUCCGGGGAGACACCAUAAUGACGCGGAAUAACCAACGAGCUUUUGCUACUGUUCAGAUGAAAUGGCUUUCCUGCGUCAUCAAUUCCGGUUGCUCAGGAAUUUUUCAUCCCACAGGACACAACCAAGAAGAGCCGGUUGAGAUGUAGACGUUUGCGGUAGUUCCGCAUUUGAAUGAAAAACAUCCCGUGUGCGUGGAAUAAGUGACGAUUCGUUGCCAAUAAAAGUUUUCAUACCAACUGA